GAGUUCAGGACGCGCGAAAGUUCAGGACGGAGGGCUGGACCAUGGCUGGAUACCUCGGCAUGGCAGGGCCCGGCCUGUGGAUACUCUUGAGUUAUGUAAUCUUUGGAAAUGGACUUCAUUUAGAGAUUCUUGGCGGAAGGCAUGAGCAAGUAUUCCAUCAGAAAAGCCUAAUCAGGCAAAAGCGAGAAUGGAUUGUUCCACCUUCCAUGGUCUGGGAAGAACGUGACAAUUCCCAGAAGAACCCAAUUGCUAAGAUUCGGUCUGACAAAGAUGUUGAACCUGGAGUAAUUAUUACUUACACCAUUUCUGGCCAAGGAGUCACAGAACCACCAUAUCAUUUGUUUGUGAUUAAUGGGAAAACUGGAGAAUUGAACAUAACUGGAAUAGUCGAUCGGGAACAAACACCAAUGUUAUAUCUGAGGGGCUAUGCACUGAAUCAAAGAGGUGAAAAUCUGGAAAAGCCACUGGAUCUACGCAUUAAAGUUAUGGAUGUAAAUGACAAUAGCCCAGUGUUUUCACAAACAGUUUUCAUGGGUUCUGUUGAAGAAUUGUGUGAAGUGGGUACUCUUGUGCUGAAGAUAAGUGCAACUGAUGCAGAUGAACCCAAUACACCCAACUCCCAAAUUGCUUUUAAGAUUAUUUCACAAGAACCUGAUGAUCCUAAUGCAUUUGUCAUUAACAAAGCAACAGGUGAAGUUCGGACAGCAUCAUUCCAGCUUGACAGAGAGCUGCAUAGUAGUUAUUCCUUGGUUGUGGAAGCAAAAGACCUUAAUGGAAAAGAACAUGGGAAUGGUCAAGUGACUAGCCUACAGAUCAAGAUUCUGGAUGUUAAUGACAAUAUCCCUAAACUUAGCAAGUCUGUGUUUGAAGGAAGUGUAAAGGAAAAUAUAGCUAAUGUGGAAAUCAUGCGCUUGGACGUCUUUGAUGGAGAUGAACAAUUUACUGAUAACUGGCUGGCAAACUUUGUGAUUGUGUCUGGCAAUGAUGGAGGCUUCUUCCGUAUAGAAACAGAUUCACAAACCAACCAAGGAAUUCUUACUCUGAUUAAGGAAAUAAAUUAUGAAGAAUUGCGGACAAUGGACCUGAAGAUAACAGUUUCUAACAAAGCAGCAUAUCACAAAUCAAUUAUUAGUCAAGUUUCCCAAGCAAAACCAGUUUCUAUUAAAAUUAAUGUGGAAAAUGUGAGGGAAGGCCCCGUAUUUAAGCCCCAAACUUUAGUGAUUAAGACAAGUGGAAUAAUGAAAAUAAACCAAAUUAUUGGAAGUUUUCAAGCUUAUGAUGAAGACACUCAAAAAAUAGCAGAACGCAUCACUUAUGCCAAGGGAAGUGAUUUUGCAAACUGGUUGACAAUAAAUGCUAAAACAGCUGAAAUCAGACUAAUUAAAGUCCCAGACUAUGAAUCACCCUAUGUCAUCAAUGGUACUUACACUGCAACAAUUUUGGCCAUAAGUACUGACUACCCUCCAAAAACAGCUACUGGUACCAUCACUAUUCAGAUUGAAGACAAGAAUGAUCACUGCCCAAUUCUUGUGACUCCAAAAACAACUGUCUGUACUGAUGCAAAGUAUAUUAAUAUCACUGUUGAAGAUCGAGAUAGACAUCCAAAUGCUGGUCCUUUCACUUUCAUGGUCAUUGAUGAACCUGAAAGAAUGUCAGACAAAUGGAAAAUUGGUCAGAUAGAUGGGUCCAGAGCUCAGCUUAUGCUUCAGGAUAUGACACCUGGUAUAUACAAAAUUCCUAUUUUAGUGAGAGAUAACCAAGGCCUCAGCUGCCCUGACCAACAAGUUCUGGAGAUGGAAGUUUGUAAUUGCAAGGAUGGCGCUGGUUGCCAAGAAAGAAUUAUCAGCUCCUCUAUCUUUCUGGGACCUGCUGCAGUUGCACUGAUGAUCUUGGCAUUUUUGCUACUACUCCUCGUGCCUCUCUUACUGCUGGCCUGUGGCUUUGGAUCAGUCUUUGGAUCAGGCGGUGGAAAAGGAUUUGCAGCUAUACCUGACAACAGUGAAGAAAUAUUGCGUAACUGGAACAGUGAAGGAGCAGCACCUGAAAAUAAGGCAAUCCUAAACCUCCUUACUUCCUCUGGAUCGGAAAAGUAUGUGGGCAGUGGAGCAGCAGGAGCAGCAGGGAGUGGCUUCUCUAUGAUCAAGGAGCAGAACAUGAACAGCAACACAACCACAAGAUGGCAGAGAGAAGAGCGAGAAGCCCUUCUUUCUGGGGCAGAAUUUGCAGGUGCCUCAGCCACAGGGGCGGGCUUGACAGCAGGUGAGACAAUGCUGCUAGGAGCUCGCAGAACUUUAGCCAUGGAUACUGGCAUGAUCAUGAAUGAAGAAUUCUUACGGGGUUACUUCAGUGAGAAAGCUGAUGCUUUUGCUGAUGAGGAUGAAAUGCUGCUUGCCAAAGAUUGCCUACUCAUUUACUCCCAGGAGGAAGAACACGAUUCCCCUCAUGGUUCAGUUGGCUGCUGUAGCUUUAUUGAUGGUGACUUUGAUGAACAUUUCUUGGAUGACUUGGGAGACAAAUUUAAGACCCUGGCUGAGAUCUGCAUGGGCAAAAACACAGGCCUAAAAGCAGAGCAGUUCAGCUCUCAUACCCAGAACGAUACAACCAAUCCUGCAGUGAAUGAAUCUGGUCUACAGUACUCCCAACAGCAGAAUGCAGUGAAUGCUGAACACACCUACUCAUCAGGGGCUGCCUACAACUUAUCUGAACCUGUGAAAGGCUUUGGUUCAAAAACAAUGACUGAGGAAACAAUGACUGAGUCAACUGUUACAACUAAGUCUAAUCUGCAACCAGUGAAGCGAAUCCCAGACGCUGCGAUUAGCAGUAGCAGCAAUGUUGUAGUGACAGAAACAUCAUAUGGGACGGUGCCAUCAACAGUCAUCCUCGACCCUCAGUUUAAGGAGAAUGUGGUAGUGACAGAAAGGGUCCUUUCACCUGCUUCCAACUUGCAGGACAUGUUAGAAAUGCCUGCUGGCGUCUUCCCAGACCUCCCAGAUUCAAAAUAUGUUGUUGUGAGGGAAAGGGAGCGAAUCCUGGUGCCUAGUUCUGACUUAAAGGCUUCUGUAAGCAUCCCCAAUCUGUCAGAAGGACAGAAUAUAUUAAUAACAGAGAGAGUAGUGACACCAACUCCAGUUAGGCGGGCCACAGCUGAAACAGGCACGUUUCCUAACAAUGAAAGGCAGGAAAAGAUUUUAAUCUCUGACUCCUUCUUUAACCAAAGUAGCCCACAGGAAGUGCUUCCCACAGGUUCAACCUUAAGCAAGUCCUCAACGGUCAAAAAAAAAUAUAGCUCUGUCCAAUAUACACGUUCAUAGGUGGUGGAUUUCCACCCAUCACUUCACAUGUACUAUUAGGAUUGAUUGAUUGUCUUCUCAGGAGCUUGAAUAUGUUGUUUCACUUUCCUAAUGAUGCUUUUUAACAAUCCAUAAGGAUACAACCUUAAAACCAUUUACUAGGUGCAAUGCCUCACUGUGUAAUAUAGGAUUUAUUUCUGAGAAGUUACUCAUAAAAUGGCUCUAUUAAAGAGUUCCUGCAAGAAACUCCCCAAGCUUACACAGCUAGAAAAGAAUAUUGUUUAUCGAAAGAGUAAUAUAAAUUUCUGUAUGACUCCAAAAUCAAUAUCUUUUGUCUGGUUUGAUAGUCCACUUGAAGUUAGUUCAGUAUUCAUUGUGCAGCAAAUUCUACUGGUCUGCACCAUGAACUUAGAUUUUUUUUUCUAAUGAAUUCACUGAAUUUAUUGUUUCAACAACAUAGUUAAUAUUGAAAUACAUAUAUCUACAAAUUUGAAUAUAUUUCAGUUUAGUAAAACUGACUUCAGAAAUGUAUUUUUAAAGAGUGCAGCAUUCACAAUCAGUUUCCAUUGAGUUUAAUGGGAUUUAUUCUUCAGUCAGUACAAUCAGGAUGUAGCCUUAAAACUACAAUUUUAACUGAUAUUUUAUUCAUUAUAUACACAGGGAACAUUCCUAUUCUUUAACAGAAUGGAUCUCAUUUCAUUUUUAAAAAACUAAACUUUAUAGAUUUGUAUAAAUUCUUUACCAAUAGAAAUUGAGUGAAACUGAGUUUUGUUUCUUGUAUUCAUAUAUUCUUUUCAAGACGAAUUAGUUUGUCUGUGUGGUUGGUUCAGAUACUGUAUUUGAACAAGGUAAUACAUUUCUGAAGGCAGAAUUCUAUCCAGUGUGUUUUUUCCUCAGAUGCCAGAUAUCACACAACCAUAAUAUCCAAAAAUUAACAUUUGUCAAUCUCAAAAUUUCUGCUAUU
Molecule: messenger RNA, 4254 nt
Organism: Protobothrops mucrosquamatus (brown spotted pit viper)
Lineage: Eukaryota; Metazoa; Chordata; Lepidosauria; Squamata; Viperidae
Gene: DSG2
Product: desmoglein 2
Exons: 16
Coding region: 42-3311 (1089 amino acids)
Biological process (GO): homophilic cell-cell adhesion
Cellular component (GO): plasma membrane; desmosome
Molecular function (GO): calcium ion binding
Source: RefSeq, a predicted model, not a curated record